AUGUCGUCCGGCGUCAAAGUCUCCCAGGAGUGUCUGGACAAGUUCCAGGAGCUCAAGCUCGGCAAGAAGCUCAAAUACAUCAUUUACGGCCUCAACGACAAGAACACCGAGAUCAUCGUGCUCAACUCGUCCACCUCGGCCUCGUACGACGACUUCAUCGCCGAGCUGCCACCCGCGGAAUGUCGCUAUGCCAUCUACGACUACGAAUUUGAGAAGGAGGGUGCGGGCAAGCGCAACAAGAUCUGCUUCUUCACCUGGUCCCCUGAUGACGCCAAGAUCAAGCCCAAGAUGAUCUACGCCUCGUCCAAGGACGCACUGCGCAAAUCGCUCGUCGGUAUCUCGGUCGAGGUGCAGGGCACCGACUUCUCCGAGGUCAGCCAGGAGACCGUCCACGAAAAGGCCAGCCGACAGAGCUUCUAA
Messenger RNA from Kalmanozyma brasiliensis GHG001, 420 nucleotides. RefSeq names its product Actin-binding, cofilin/tropomyosin type. Bases 1 to 420 code for a protein of 139 amino acids. The record is from RefSeq and is a predicted model, not a curated record. Gene Ontology annotation, cellular component: cytoplasm; actin cortical patch; actin cytoskeleton. Gene Ontology annotation, molecular function: actin filament binding. Lineage: Eukaryota; Fungi; Basidiomycota; Ustilaginomycetes; Ustilaginales. The transcript has 2 exons. Gene Ontology annotation, biological process: cell motility; actin filament severing; actin filament depolymerization.